GUGGUAAAAUGAAAUUGAUCUAUUGUGGGAAAGGAGAUAGGAGCAUGGUGCUGAAGUUGGUUUAGAGUGAAAUGAUAAGUGACUCAGAGGACGCAUUAGAGGUAAAGGAGGUUGUAGUUCGGAUGGUCAUUGCAUUGUUGGCUAUCAUGAGGGGGUCAGAAUGGAAGUGGUGGAGACAGGAGGGCAGCACUAAGUUUAUUGAUGAAGCGAUGUGGUAUUAGUCCCUGUACUAAUAAAAGUUCGGUAGUUCAUUCAUAACAGAAUUGAAACAGCCUUGUCCUUAAUUGAAGGUUUUAACAAACACAUGUCCUUACUUGUAAGUCUUUACAACUCUGUGCCCUUAAGUGUGAAUUCCCUUAAACGUAAUUGGAUUGGCUUUAAGGCCGGUCGGUUGCAUGGCAUUGGUAAUUUAGUUGAUUUUCAACAGUGAAAAAAAAAAAAAAAAACUUGUACACGUUUUCUGGCAUGUGAUUGCCAAGAACACUUGUCAAGAGGAAAUGAGUUAGUGGAGAGAAGUUAAAUUCCACAUAGACUUUGUCUUGCAACUUAGUAGAGAACUAAGUUCGUUUUGCCAUUUCCUUCUGUGUCAUCAGAUGAGAAAAGAGGAUAGGAGACUGAGAGUUCAGGAGAGCAGCAUAAUGCUGGAGUUUGAAGAAAUCAGGAGGGUUCCCAAGUCCUGCACAGCUUAAGUGAGUGACUGUAAGUUCUGGAUUUAGAGACAUGCAGCAGUAGCAGAAUUGGAGGAUUUUGAGGGAGAUUCUAGUUAAGGUUAAGCUAACUUGAGACUUUGUUAACUACGAGACAACUAACAAUUUGUUGGGAGACUAAGGAACAUCUACCCACCAAAUGCAAGCCUAGAAGCUAAAGCUUGGUAAGACAAACUUGACUUCUGCCAAAACCUAGUCCUGGCUCAGUUAGUGUGUCUAUAGGAAUUUUGCAUGCACUUAGAAGCUGAUGGAGGGUUUAUCAGUUUUUUUAAAGAAAACUUGUAAAAUUUA
This is a messenger RNA of Rubroshorea leprosula, 998 nucleotides long. The record is from the annotation of a GenBank genome assembly. NCBI's taxonomy places the organism in Eukaryota, Viridiplantae, Streptophyta, Magnoliopsida, Malvales, Dipterocarpaceae.